This is a messenger RNA of Pundamilia nyererei, 861 nucleotides long. Its product is annotated as caspase-5-like. The transcript is spliced from 7 exons. Gene Ontology annotation, cellular component: AIM2 inflammasome complex; IPAF inflammasome complex; NLRP3 inflammasome complex. The record is from RefSeq and is a predicted model, not a curated record. Bases 1 to 861 code for a protein of 286 amino acids. Gene Ontology annotation, biological process: regulation of inflammatory response; proteolysis; regulation of apoptotic process. Lineage: Eukaryota; Metazoa; Chordata; Actinopteri; Cichliformes; Cichlidae. Gene Ontology annotation, molecular function: cysteine-type endopeptidase activity.
AUGGCAGAGAAGGAGCUUGACAGGUUGCGGAAAGAGUUUGUGUCGAGGGUGUCACAAGAAAAUCUUAAAGAGCUCCUUGAAGCCUUUGUUACUGAUGGCAUCUUGAAUGAUUUAGAGAAAGAAUCCAUACUAGAAGAGAAUCAAUCCAGAGCAGAUAGGAAUUAUCCUGUGACUGAAGAGUCCAUUUCAAAGCGUGUAGCCCUACUGAUUACAAACAAAACUUUCAACCGGUAUUCAACCAGACACGGAGCUGAGAAAGAUGACUAUAAAAUGCACUGCAUGCUUGCGGAGCUGGGAUACGAUGUGGUGAAAUAUAAGAACUUGACUGCAAAGAAGAUUGAAGAAGCUCUACAAAAGUUCUCAAAACACCCACAGCUUGUCCACACAGAUAGUGUGUUUGUAGUUAUCAUGUCUCAUGGAAGUCUGGGAGCUGUCUGUGGCACUGACUGUAAACCUUUCAAAACUGAAAAUAUUUACAAGUUAUUAAACACAGAGAAUUGUCCUGCACUGCAUAACAAGCCCAAGGUCAUCAUCAUCCAGGCUUGUAGAGGAGGUGAAAACUCAUCAUUGUUUGCUAGUGGAAGAAAUAUAGAGACAGAUGCUGUGGUACACAAAGAAAAGGACUUCAUCUCUCUUCUGUCCUGCACCCCUAAUACGGUUUCAUACAGAGAUCCGUCAUAUGGCUCCUUUUUUAUCCAAUAUAUUGUUGAAGUGUUCAAUGAGUUCGCUCAUGAGGAUCACAUUGAUGAACUGUUCAGAAAAGUCAUGCAGCGCUUCGAAGAAUCUGAUUUUGGUGGAAUUCAGAUGCCAAGCAAAGACAGAUGUACUCUGACAAAGAACUUCUACCUGCUUGACUACUAA